GCCCUCAGGUGGACUGCGACGCGGCUGUCGACCAGUGGGAGCUGGAGUGGUCGCACUGGAAGAAGCAGUGGUGCUGCCGACAAGCGGGCAUCGGUUGCCCUACAAACUCCAGCGCGGCGGUGUCCGACGCGGGCUCCCUGGCCGCCGCCCAGCCCGUGACGGUGUCGGACGCCACCGGGGGCCUGCAGCAGGCCGCCAGGCAGAGAGGCUUGGGAGGCACGGCCGUCGCCGUGUCGCUGGCGAUCGCCUGCGCCAGUGCAGUGGCGGCGCUCGCUUGGAGGCGGCACGCGGCGACGCGGCGCUCCGCGGUCGCGCUGCAGGCCCUGCCGAGGCACGUGUUCACGAGGCUGUCGGCCCCCGGCUGCGCCGAGUGAGCGCUGGCGAGGGGCAGGCCGCCCUGCAGAUGGUUGGGAACAACUGAUCAUUUUGUUGGCUACGUCGGAUUUCCGGGACCUCCGCUAUCACGGACGGCUCUCCUGGGCUUGGGCUGCAGCCUCAAGGGCCAGUGCCAGCCGAAGACGAGAUCAUCUUACUUCCGACGGCCAAGCCUGAGAGCGUCAGGGAGCUCGCAAUUUUUUGUCUGGCCUGCAGGGAGACCGCAAGAGCGUGACGUCUCUCAGCCCGCGUGCAAACACCCGCUCGGGUUGUGGAACAUCUCUCGCGCGUUCUGCCUCGCGAGUUGUGAGGCAGCUUUUGUCCCCAAUCAGUUGUUGCACUGGUCACUCGUAAUUGCAUGCAGCCGACUCUUGUCCCCGCGUAGUGGUUGCAUUCUUUCUGUUCACGCGUCUAGCGCUCCCCCUCGCUUCGUGCCCGCAGUGUUUCCAAGCCGCCCGCCUGUUUUUUUCAUGUUUUUAUAAUUCGCAAUGCAAGAUUCGGCGGCCUUUUGCUUUAGCCAAGUGCCGAAGCAGGCGCGCUUGUGCCGCCAGGGCCCCUCCUGGCCCCCCUCACCAUCUGAAAGGGAGGUGAGGGGCGUGUCCGCCGUGGGAUGGUUGGGAGCACCUGGGUGUGCCCAGGGCUCGCUGCCCCAAGACGCACGGGUAGGGGAAGCA
This is a messenger RNA of Prorocentrum cordatum, 1049 nucleotides long. The record is from the annotation of a GenBank genome assembly. Lineage: Eukaryota; Dinophyceae; Prorocentrales; Prorocentraceae.